This is a messenger RNA of Ostertagia ostertagi, 1896 nucleotides long. NCBI's taxonomy places the organism in Eukaryota, Metazoa, Nematoda, Chromadorea, Rhabditida, Trichostrongylidae. The record is from the annotation of a GenBank genome assembly.
ACCGUCGAUACACCUGUGUUAUCCCCGAAGGCGCAGAGCAUCGGCAACAGCACGGCGUUGACCUACAUUUUUCCCGAUGGCGCCGGAGGGACGUCCGCACCCCAGGCGCCCCAGGACGUCGCGGCGUUCUACAAUUUCCCGCUGGUGGGAGAGAGCACCGCGACCGGCCCGAUCGGUCUCAUCGAACCAGGCGUCGGCAGCUACCUCGGCAGCAGCCCCGACGGCGUGAUCGGCGCCGACUUCCAGUCGCGACUCGACGCAUAUCUGGCCAGUUCCCAGAUCGGUCAGACCGGCACCGGGCAGGUGACUGUCCAGGGUAUCAACGGACAGACUUCGACCGCGGGUGAACGCUCGCUGGAUGUCGGCAUCGUCGCCGCCAUCAAUCCGAACAGCGACAUCGUCCUCUACAACGGAUCGGGGCAGAACACGCCGGCAAGCGCCGGCAGCGGCACGGGCAUCAAUGGCCUGCCGACGACCGGAUACGCCCAGGCUUCGGUCUUCACGGCCGUCCAGAGUUCGAUCUGGGAUCCCAACUACGCCGCGGUGACGUCCAACUCCUGGGGCGAUUCGCAGAGCAUGACGCCGGGCUCGCCGUUCUACAUCGCUUAUUGGCAGCUCUUCAUCGAUGCGGCAUUGCGAAACCAGACCACCUUCAUCGCCUUGGGCGACGGUGGCUCGGGCAACGAGACCAGCAACGGCGUGACCAACGUCGAAUACAACGUCACGCAACCCUACAACAUUCUCGUGGGCGGCACGUCGCUGUCGAGCUUCGAUACCGCAGAAGCCGACGACACGCUGAAUCCCGGGCUUUAUUCGCUGGCCCUGGCCGGCGAUCUGCCGAUCAUCUGGGCACUGGUGCAGGGAGGCCUGACGACGCUGCCGACCGACGCGGCCAGCGUCCAAUACUUCGUCGAGACAGUCUGGAACGCGUAUUAUGUCCAGGGCGACAUGAUUACCGGCGAGCCCAACCUCGCCUGGGAGACCGGAUAUUACCAGAAUUCCACGAGCUCGGGCGGGGUCGACCCGACCCAGCCCGUUCCGUCCUAUCAGCAGAACUACGGCCUCAAUCCGGUAACCACCGAUCCACUGGCCCAGACCGGACGGGGCGUUCCCGAUGUGGCCGCAAAUGGCGGCGGUAACCUCAUGUAUACGGUGCCGCCAGCCGACAUGGGAGGCAACGAUGCCGCCACCAUGCCCGGAAGCGGCACGAGCGCUGCGGCGCCCUUGUGGGCCUCCCUGGGAGUCCAGCUCAAUGCCGUCUUUACCGACCAGGGGUUGCCCAAUCUCGGCUACAUGAACGACCUGCUCUACAUCGCCUCCGCGAUCGCACCGGCUUCGUUCAACGAUGUGCUCUAUCGGCAACAACAACUCUUCGUUCCUGAAGGGGGGCGACUAUCGGACCCUUGGCGAGAACUCCGGCUACAGCCACGUGACUCCCACGGGAUACGGAUACGAAGCGGGCGAGGGUUACGAUCUCGUUUCGGGACUGGGCACGCCCAACGGGCUGGUGCUGGCGCGUACGCUGACGACGAUCGCCCAUACCCAGACCUACGACCUUGCCAAUCACGUUUCGUAUGCGGUGAUCGAUCCCGUCACCGGCGCCAGCACCGGGUCGCAGACGCUGCUGGUACAGAACAAUUUCAUCGGCGCCGGCGUCCUGGUGCAGGUGGACGGAACCGAUGCCGUGAGCAUGGACGGCAACAGCGCGUUCGGCUGGACCAGCCGUCUGGCCGGGCAAGUAGUCCAGGGAGACAACUUCGACAGCGAUUUGAUGCCGUUGCUGGACGGCGCGAUGAAGUCCGCCCCGUACCAGAUCGGCGUGUCGGCGGGCGACGUCCUGGGCGUUACGGCGAACGGCACGGCGCUCGAUGCCUAUCAGGCGCUGCUGACCAAUGA